Molecule: messenger RNA, 2100 nt
Organism: Malassezia vespertilionis
Lineage: Eukaryota; Fungi; Basidiomycota; Malasseziomycetes; Malasseziales; Malasseziaceae
Exons: 1
Coding region: 1-2100 (699 amino acids)
Source: RefSeq, a predicted model, not a curated record
AUGGAUCCUCAUUUUGUCACUGUCACGGAAGAGGUGCGGAGACAAAUUCCGGAUGCAGAGCCGCGAAUCCAGGACCAAGUGCCGGCCACAAACUCUUUCAUACCACGGUGGAUGGCAGAAAUCAAGAACGAGUCACCAAGAGAUAUUACCACCUUAAUCAAUCCGCGCUUGUAUACACCACAGCUAACCAAACUAUACAAGACCGAUUUUCGUGCGUGGCGAGCGCACAUGGCUGAAACGCUAUCUUUCCUCUCAGAUCGCACUAUGAUUGACGAUACGUUGUCAUACUAUUUGCGCGAGUUGGAGCCCCUUAUAAUGUGCUUCAACGAGUUUGUGCUGUUUAAGCAGAUGGAUGCAUUGCAGCGCAAUUUGGCGGCCGUCCAUGUCGUUGACAACAAGAAAGGGGGUCACAAAGGUUUUUACGACAGGGGUUGGGAAAAUGCAGGCAUACAAAACGACCAAGUUACAGGGCUGCCGAAUGUUGAGCAGUGCGAAGGGUAUUGGACGGAUCAUCAAAGCUAUGGGACGAUAUCACUUCUCCUCACGCUUCUCCUCGUCUCGUUUGACUCCAUGACAGCGGAAAAAAUAGGCGACCGGCUUCUCUUCCGCAGUGGCGAGUCGUCGGUAGAGACACGAUCAGGCCUGUACUAUUUGAGCAUUUUUUUCUUGCGCCACUCGAAUUGUGCUGAAAAUCCUUCCUUGUCGGCGCUCCAGACUUUUUUCCUGCUGCAAUUCAGGCAUUUGCAAAUGUCUUGUGCACCAAGCAAUGCAGUCUGGAGCGCCGCUUCCAUCCGUAUUGCAAAAUUGCUGGGCCUUCAUCACCUUGGAAGCACACGAGAUGAUAUAAUACGGCUGCGUGAGCAGCAGUCUUUGUGUCAGCAAGGCCCUGUCAAGGUGAAGGAUGAUUUUAUCAACACGAUGCCAGGAGUGCGCGAGUUCGCAGAAGGAGAUUUGACACUGCGUGAGCUUGGACGAAAAGUGUGGUGCCGCAUGGUCACGAUGGAUUGGCUAAAGUCUGUGCAGUAUGACUAUACCUAUUGUAUCUCGGACCAAAUGAACUGCACCGAGAUGCCACAAAUGCUUGAGGACGAGGAAGUGAUGAAUCUCGCCACCCUCCCGCUUGAGGUACUGGACGAUCCCGACCAUAUUUCGCCCAAUAUUGCGUUAAAUGUGCUUCUGGAGCUUGGUCGAAUUAUGCGCUCGAUAUCCGACGUGGCUUUACUGAAUUUGAGCAAGCACCGUCCCUUGAAUCUUCCAUACCUGGAUGCAAUGGAACUUGAUUUCCGCAUCAUUCAGCUGAUCAAUUCCUUCCCCGUUUACCUGCGUUUUAAUGUUCGUCCAGAAGAUGCGCCUUUGGUGAAGCGCAUCCAUGCAGCACACCCGUACCUUCCUCUCCAAAGACUCCUUCUGCAUGAGUUUGUACAGUAUCGCCUUCUUCGUUUGCACAGCUCCUACCUGAACUUGGCCCUCCGUGAUCCAGCCUGCCACCGCUCGAUUGACGCAUACAUUGAGAGCGCAGAAGUGGUGGUUGCCGUGUGGAACGAAUUAUGUCGCACAAGAAACCCCAAUCAAAACAUGUAUUUUGUCAAAUUGCAUUUGGUGUUUGCAGUGCUUGUGCUGGACAAGAUUCUAGCAUGGAUCCACGGACACCCCCUUCAUGAAUCCGCUUUUCUUGCAGCAGAUUACCAACGCAUACACGGAAUUUUUGUCAAGGCCCGCGACCUGGCCGUGCAGUGUGGCGACACAUUGCCUUUUAAGAAGCACAAUAUGGAAUAUCCUCUUGAUCAUAUCGGUGAGUGGGAAGAGCCGGGAGCGGAUAAGGUGGACAUUUCUUUCGAAUUGUCACCUAGAAUACACUUGGAAGAGUCGGGCAGAGUACCUGUCAACAUGGAGCAACCUGAUGCUCUCUAUGUUGCCCCUACGGCAUUGCCGCAAGUUCCUGAUGCGAAGAGCGUCCCAUCUGAAUUGAGUGCACCGUCUUGGGAUUCAGACAAUGCAGCUCUGCUUGCUGGGAUCGAUUUUAUGCUGAUGAAUGCGGACAUGAGCUCUGGGGUUCUUGGGUUUGCGGAUAUUGUGAGUAACGAUUUCCUAUCGAUGUAG